Fusarium mangiferae is the source of this 537-nucleotide messenger RNA. RefSeq lists its product as uncharacterized. Bases 1 to 537 code for a protein of 178 amino acids. The transcript is spliced from 2 exons. NCBI's taxonomy places the organism in Eukaryota, Fungi, Ascomycota, Sordariomycetes, Hypocreales, Nectriaceae. The record is from RefSeq and is a predicted model, not a curated record.
AUGCGGGACCUUUUCUUUGAAAAGGUGUUCUUUGCCUGGAACUCAGAUGACAACAUGAUCGCUAUGCCUGUCUUGAACGUCAAGAAACUCAAGGAAACGUCUGUAGCCGCCGGCUACUUCAUCAAGAAUCUACCCGUCACGCCAUCAAAACAGAAGCAAGGCCAAGACUUCCAGACGAACCCCCAUCGCAUGGCCAACGCUAGUGCAUACUUGAACAAGGAUGAGAGUGGCCUCACUGUGAGCGCCGAGUUUGUCAGGUUUAAAGAUGGAUACACAAUGGCAAAGGCCAUUGACGCUGCCAUUGUGAACUGGGAUAUGCGCGAGAGAACCCGCGUCGACGAGUACAACUCGGAGCUUAUCAUUUCCCUUGCACGAAUGCAUACCGUCCGGUUUGCCAAGGAUGGGACUGACCACCCUCCUCACAUCCCACACGAGUUGCAAGUCAACAACCGGACACUUAAGUGUCAACUUAUCAGCGACGAUUUUGAGGAGCACUACAACAUGGUCAAGGCAGUCGAAAACGGCCUAAGCUCGUAA